AUCACACAGUUUACUAACACAGGAGAAAGAAACCAAAUGGCUGAAACCAGUUCAUUCUGUUUUGUUAAGGAAACAAAAUAACAUUCUGACCUAGAAAAUACUUUGGAAAAGUAAAUUAAGUGUUUGCUGCACAAAGUUAAACUAGAGACCAAUAUACCAUUUACUUCCAGGACUGCUGAUACUGUGUUUUGUUUACAGUCGGUACCUGUAAAUUAUUUUUUUCCAGGCAUUUCCAUUGUAGACUAAUACUUCAAAAGUUUCACUGAAGACAAAAAUCACAAAUCUUUUAAGAUGAAUAAAGAGAUUUUUAGAAGUCUCCGAGUCUUAGAAGAGUCACAGAUCUAGUAAGAAUGAAUCUGAAUCUUUCCUUGACUGCCAAACCAAGGCAUGAACAAAGUCAAAUCUAAAGGACCAAAAAAACAAACAAACCCCAUUUGUUUAACAGGGAGCCGUUGUCUGCAUAUGUUCUCUCUACAUCUGCCUCCUGAGAGAGGGUGUUUUGUUCCCACCUGUGUGAGUAGUUCUGUGCUAUGGGUACGUAAAUGAGCAUUAGUGUGUGUGAAUGGGUGUCAGUGAUCUACCUGUCAGUGCCUGUGAGGGUGUUAUCGUGUGUGUCAGUCUGUCUAUGGCUGAAGUUAUGCAUGUGUGUAAUCGCAUUAAAUAGAGCUGUGAUAAAAUGACACAUGUUCAUGCCAAAAAUGCGGUUUACUAUUAACGUAGAUGUUAGUAAAGAUGAGGUGGGGGGGCGGUGUCUCUGCGUGUAACUAUCUCUGCAGAGGUGACUGCGCGGGGGUUCCGUCUAUGUGCGGCUCUGUAUCUGUAGGGAUGGCUGCUGUUUGUAGCAGAACAACUCUCCCGGUGUCAGGAACUUCGCUAGGCGGCUGGUGCGCUCCCUUCCCACGUCGGAAAGCUCCAGCCAGCUGUCCAAGGAAACUAACCAUAACUGCUGGCUCCUUCCCUGCUCUCCCCAGUCUCGCAGCCCCGAAAAGCGCUCUGGGUGUCAGCAGGGAGGGUAGGUGGAGCGGAGCUAACACGCGCCCGUGAGAAAGCAGCUUCUCCCGGAGCCGCUGCUGCGUGCUGCGCUCCGUCCCCAGUUCCCGGGCUUGGAGCGGAGCCGGCGAUUGGGCUGGGGCUGAGUGGGUGGCGGCCACUCCCGGCUCUGCCACCACCUAAGGAGGCUGAACUCUGCUCCUCAGCCCGCUCCCGCCUCCCGCUCCCUCCGCCCUCGCCUAGUGCGGAGCAGCGCCGCGGCGAGUCUUCAGGGUGGCACGGCGGGACCUGCGCUCCCAGGCGGCGCGGGGAGGGAGAGGCACAUGCCGCCCCCCGGGCGCCCCUUCUCCUGCCUUCCGGAGCGGCCGAGCAGGCGGCGGCAGGGCGGGGGCCGGAUCCCCGAGGCGCGGACCCGCUGAGCUGCCGGGAAGAUGCUUUCUUGUCCCCCCAGAGACAGUUGCUGCUUUACCCCCAGACCUGUCUGACUUUAGUGGAGAGAUCAUGACUGAAGUCCUCUUUUCAGCUGUUUUGAACGGGACUGAAAGCAACAUUCUGUCAAACACUGGCUGGACUCCAGGAAAUGCCACUACCAACUGUUCCCUAACCAAAACCGGCUUCCAGUUCUAUUACCUGCCCACUGUCUACAUUCUAGUCUUUAUCUCUGGAUUCCUGGGCAACAGUGUAGCAAUCUGGAUGUUUGUCUUCCACAUGAGGCCUUGGAGUGGCAUCUCAGUUUACAUGUUUAAUCUGGCAUUAGCUGAUUUCUUGUAUGUCUUGACACUCCCUGCUCUCAUCUUUUAUUACUUCAAUAAAACUGACUGGAUCUUCGGAGAUAUCAUGUGCAAACUGCAAAGGUUCAUCUUCCACGUGAACCUGUAUGGCAGCAUUUUGUUUCUGACUUGCAUCAGUGUACACCGAUACACAGGGGUAGUGUAUCCUUUGAAAUCACUUGGGAGACUGAAGAAAAAGAAUGCUGUUUACAUCAGUACCCUUGUUUGGGUCAUUGUUGUAGCUGGGAUUUCUCCUAUAUUGUUCUACUCUGGAACUGGGCUAAGGAAAAAUAAAACCAUUACCUGUUAUGAUACUACAGCUGAUGAUUAUCUGAGAAGUUACUUCAUUUACAGCAUGUGCACCACUGUGUUUAUAUUCUGCAUCCCAUUCAUAUUGAUUCUUGCUUGUUACGGACUAAUAGUGAAAGCUUUGAUUUACAAGGAUUUGGACAAUUCUCCUCUUAGGAGAAAAUCAAUUUACCUGGUUAUUAUUGUGUUGAUGGUCUUUGCCGUGUCUUAUCUUCCCUUUCAUGUGAUGAAGACAUUGAAUCUAAGAGCCAGACUGGAUUUUCAGACUCCACAAAUGUGUGCCUUCAAUAACAAAGUAUAUGCCACUUACCAAGUGACAAGGGGGUUAGCUAGUCUCAACAGCUGUGUAGAUCCUAUUCUGUAUUUUUUGGCAGGUGAUACCUUUCGAAGUAGACUUUCAAGGGCAACCAGAAAAGCAUCUAGAAGAAGUGAGCUCAAUGUGCAAUCAAAAAGCGAGGAAGUGACUCUCAAUAUUUUAGCAGAAUAUAAAGUGAAUGGAGACACGAGUUUGUGAAUGCAAAAGAUUUGCAAGCAGUUGCAAAAAACAAAACAAAACUGUCCGUUUUUAACACAGUUAGAUGCUCUAGUGCCAUGAUUGUUUGGGGAAAAUCUACUGAACUGGCCGGCAAGCUUGCUCUUUUUGUGUCAGGGGUUGUCUCAUUUUGUGAGUUUAAGGAGAACUUAAGCAAAGUAAGUGUAAAAAAAAAAAUCUUAAUGGGGAGCAAAAAUACAUCAGAUUUCUGUUUUUACCUUUUUAAAAAAUGCUCACAAUAGUAUAUCUUCCUGACUGGUGUCAGAUAAAAUAAGACAAAGCAAAUCCCAUAGAGGAAAAAAUAAUUUCAGAUGGCCUGCUGUUAUUAAUUAUUUUCUCUCCAUUAAUAAUAACAGAUUUAAAAAAAAUUAAAUCUCCAAGAAAAAUAAACUUCUUUUCUGGGCCUCUGUCCAUACUUCCAUCCAUAGCCUCUUCUUUUACACUUACAUUGUAAAAAAUUGUUUACAUUAAGAUCAUGUUGCAGCAGUCUUGAACAUUAUCUUGUGAUUUCUAUAUCUUCUACUUUUGGAGCAAAUGAUAAUAUUUUGAUAGCUCAGUGGUGCCCUUUCUGGUUCUAUCUUCGCUGAAGGCUUGAUUCCUAUAAGGAUAGGUUCCAGGCUCAUGUGUAUUAUGACCGUCACAAAUUAUUGUGAUUGUACAUGAAAACUAAGGGUGAAAUGUUGGCAAUAUUGAAGUCAAUGCUAUUGAUUUUAGAGGGGCCAGAAUUUCACUCGGAUGUUUCAACACAGACUGAUGUCUAUUUUGCUUUUUGUGCAAGCAGCUACCUAUGCACGCACAAUCGCAGUACAUUUUGAGUGUAGAUAUCACCUACAAAUCUGAGUACAAAAAAUUGGCACUGUAUAUCUAAAUAUCCAAUAUUUUAGUCGUUGCUGAAGUAAAACCCUCAUUGUCUUCAGUGGAAAGAACCAAAUAAUGGACCUGAAUAAAGACUGCAGGAAUGGGUUCUGCUUGGGCAAAUGGCAGAACUAAAUUUAUAGAUUUGGAAGAGGCUUGCUCUUUAGAGUUACAAAUUUUGGCCAACACUUCACUGCGGCUCUGACACUCAGCAUCUGAGGCUGGAAGUUUGUGUGAAUUCUCUUAUGGGUAACAAACUCUAUUAUUGAAAAUACUUCAAUUUUUAUCCACAUAAAAGCCAGAGAUAUUUGAAUUAUCUUAACCUUCAUUUGGUACAAGCAUUUUUCUCUUUCUUAUCUUGUGUGAUAACACAAGCUGUUUCCCAGGCAAAUUCUUAUCAAAAUGGGUUAAAGAACAAUAUUUGUUGGAAUCAGGAAAAAAAAAAGAUAAACUUCAUUUUUUUUUUACUGUGAAUAAAGAAUUACUGUAUCAACAAAAUGUUGCAAUACACGGCCAAUAAUUUCAUGCUGGGGAGUGGGUACCUUCAUAAUUUGUCUCAUACAAAUGUGUAAAAUGGUCACCUAAAAUUGGGCAGAAUAAUACAUUGUGUAAUGCAUCAGUCAGUGAGGAGUUGAGCACAGACAGAAUCUGUGGGGAACAGAACCUUAUUUAUUUCACAUGGAUAUUGUUUGAAAUGUGUCUGAAAGUAUUAUUGAAUCUGGUGCACAAAAUGAUGUGAUAUGUAAUCAGUAAAUGGUUUUAACAAAUCCUCAGCCCCCACAAACUUUAUACUAGGAAUAAAAAUAAACUAUUUCUAUCUUGCUUAUUAAUUUCCAAGGACUGACUACAUGCAGAAAAUGAAUAGCUCUAAAUGUCUCUUGACUAAAUUGUUAAGCAGUUUACAUUCAGAAAUACAAAACUACUUAACCUGCAAAAAUUAUUUAUUUAACUUAUUUAUUGGAAGACUAAGUACAAAUAUGAAGUGUUGUCUGAUAACAUUUUAAAUGAUUCUGUUUUUCAUUUUCAUAAUUGAGCAUUAAUGGAAAAAAUAGAAUGGUGUGUUUGAAUUGUUGUAAUUGUACUCUAAUAGAACAUCUUUUAUAAUAAACUCUCAGAUCCAGCGCUGCAAGACAUUUUGGACUACCAUUUGCUGUUGAUAUGCAGUCUACACGUAAAUUAAGCUACUGUUUAGCAAGCAUAAUAUUUUACAGUAAUGCUAAAAAUCUCAUUUAAUCCUAUAAAUCCAAGAAAAUGUAGAGCAAAUGCAAAAAGUCAAGGCUAGUGUUCCUCUUUGUGACAAAACAUUGUUGAAUGUACAGACCUUGGUUCUCAUUUAUAAGGCUAAGUCUACCUUAGAGACCUUACUGUGGCACAGCUAUACCGCUGUAGCUGAGCUGCUGUAAGGUCUCCUGUGUAGCUACUCUAUGCCGGUGGGAGAGAGCUCUCCCACUGACAUAGCUCUGUCCACACAGGCACUUUUGUCUGUGAAACUUACUCCAUUUUCACACCCCUGACUGACAAAAAUUUUGCUGACAAAAGUGCUAGUGGAGACAAAGCCUAAGGCUCCCUUACGCUGCCAGAGAAUGAGAAUCAACCCCACAGUACAUGGUGUGUAACUGGUGGGCUUGGCAGAUGAAUUAAGGAUAGUGUCAGAAUGGAUUUGCAGACUGUGCAAUGAAUGGGUUUUUAUAGGUUUAAAAUCAUGUUAUUUUCACAGUUUUGUGGUCUUUUUCUUUUUUCCUUCAGUUAGGGAAUAAAAUGUUGCAUCAAUUAGGGAAUAAAAUGUUGUACUAAUUGGGAACUUUUGAACCAUGAAACACACAUACUCAAUAGAUAGUCAGUCCUCAGAUUCAGAUAAGUCUGUAUUUAGAUACUUUAAAAAAAUAUAUAAUCAACCCACUUUUAUUUUUUUAAAUGUGUAUCAAAACUAUGCUAAACCUUUAUUGGCUAUUCAUUAAUGUAUAUGAGACCUUAAAAAUCAAGAGAAGCAACAAAAUUGUAGGGAUACAAUUGUAAGACAUAGGUACAGCUCAUAAGGAGGGGCAGGGAGGAUCUGCACAACUCCAUGGGAAACUCAAAGGCAGUAUUUACCCUUCUUAAGUGGCAGAAUGCCCACCGCUCUGCUUCUUUGUGGAGUACACCAUUCUCCCUAAAGUACAUUGAUUUCCAAACAUGGACUGUUUCUGUGCCUUCCACACAACAGUGGAAAGUUAAUUUUGACUCAUCUUGCCUGCAUAUACUCACUUAAGAGACCAACCCAAUACCUCACUAUUGUCCAUUGUGGUAAUAUUGCAUGUAAUGAGGAUUAUUUUUUAAAGGUGACUUGCAGAGGCAAGGCUCCUCGUUCCAGUAACUUUAGCUCAGUUAUGCCCUGGAAGUUUCCAUGAUGCAGUUAAGAGGGGCAUUAAGUACAUUUUUAUCUUAAAACUUAUUCUCUUUUCCUUCUUUCAGGUCCUGUGACAUUCAGAACUACCAACAACCAGUACCUCCAUCCUAUUCUGAUGUGAGUCCCUGACAUGCACCAUUCUGAGAUGACACAACUACCACAACUGAGUUCAGCUGGAACAUGGAACUGGUCCACAGAAUCUCACGUUAAGUCCCCACUUUUUUUUUUAACAUUACUAUAUUUGGCACACAUUCUGCGCCUCAGAUUAGAUAGAGCUACUACAAAAUCAUGGCACAGGAUAACAAGAGUGACUCUAACUCAGUGCUCCAACAUGACUACUUUGUACCUGCAACAUCACAGCAUGGUGUGUGUUGGGUAAUCGCAUCUGAGGAGGAUCUGGGCUGGAUGUCAUGGGACCAGAAAUAAAUUGUUUUCUUGCUCAGUGUGCCAUAGCUCCUGGGGGAAUUUGUCAAAUAUAUUGGUAAAGACUACUGCCAUGUGGGAUGUAAUCUUAUUAAAAUAAAUUUAAUAGUAGUGAAAGGUAACCAGCCUGACAGGCCUUGAGACCAACGGAUCCCCCUCCAUCUAUUAACAGCGCUGGCAUCAGCAAAGAAAAUCCCCUAAACUGCCUCUCACCACAUCUCUCAUGCUGACCCUAGUGGAACCACUUAUAGGUAUGUGAGGCGAAUACAGUUUUCAUUUCCAUUCAGACCUUUGCUGACACUGCUGAGACUGAUGCCAUUUAGUGACAGUGGUAAUAGUGGGCUUUGUAGCCCUGUUUACUAGGACCUGGACUCAGGUAAUCACCUCCUUACACAAAGUAUUCCUAACAGUACUGACUUAACUCUUUAUUGUGAUGGGCUGGACUUGAACCUUGAGCCAGCUAUUUUCUCUUGGCAUCUUUGCUGGUAGUCUUCUAAAUAUUUAUUUAUUUAUUUAUUUAGAGAUCCAUAAAAGCUCUUGAUAAACACUUUCUUUUUUAAUUACCUUUUAAAGAAAUGAAUAUUUGACCUAAACAGAGCUACAAUGAUCUAUACAGAAACAAAUGACUAUUCAUGGUAUGUUUGCAUUUUGUAGCACCAUAGGGUCAAAUUUGCCUCAUUUAUGCCCAUGUGCUCCCAGGAGGGAUGUCUAAUACAAAAUGAAGCAAUUGUAAUCUAGUUACUGUAUGUGGGCUGUGGGCACUUUGGAAACUUCAAUAGCUUGAUAUCUUGGGUAUUUAAAUUUGUUGUUUUUAAACUAUCAGAUUUGAGUCCAGUUUAUGUAUUAGUAGCCUAAUGAAAAUUUAAUUUUAAAGACACCAAGUGCCAAAUUUUGCCACUGGAUGCACAUGAGUAACGCCCAUUGAAUUUAGGGAUAGCUUCCUUUGUGCAUUUGAGGACAGAAUUUGGGAUUGAGUUAUUAUUUUAUAGAACAAUAUAAUCAGAAUCUUCUUAUAGCUCAGUGGGUUGAGCAUUAGCCUGCUAAACUAAACCCAGGGUUGUGAGUUCAGUCCUUGAGGGGGCCAUUUAGGGAUCUAGGGCAAAAAAAUAAAAAUAAAAACUGUAAGGGAUAGUAGUUGGUCCUGUUAGUGAAGGCAGGGGACUGGACUCCAUGACCUUUUUAGGUCCCUUCCAGUUCUAUGAGAUAGGUAUAUCUCCAUAUAUUGUUAUUAUUGUAUUUAUUAAUAAGGGUCACAUUACAUUAUUGCAACAUUAAACCCGUGGUAGGGAUUUUCCUAUAGCCAAGAUGCCACUGAAUCCUUCCCUUAUGAGGAAAAAUGGGGGAACAGUGGAGGCAGGGGACCCAGGACCUGGACACCACAGCUCUGCCAAGGGCCAGCACUCCUCCCUUCUGGCAGCGUGGGUUCUUAAGAAGUGGGGUUGCUACUGGUCAUUCCAUCUGAGCUUGUGCUAUUUUUCCCCUCUGUGGAGAAGAUACAGUGCAGACCACAGGGUGGAGAAUUAACCCCUGCUCCUUUUGUCCACUGCAUUUCCACUGGAUUCUGAGAGGCACAUGCUAUGUAAAAUGGCUGUUCCUUUUAUUCAUUCACCGCCUAUCCCCAAAAGUGAGUAGAGUUCCUCUGGGUCUCAGGCACAGAAGAAGGGGAAAACAUGCUAUCCUGGCUUGGCUUACUCCCACUGCUUCUGGGGCAUUUUUGCCCCAUAUUGCUUUAGUCUUUUAUUUGGUCUCCUGUGUUCCUCACAGCCAAAGGAAGUGGUCCUAACAUCUUGCCCAUCUUUCAGAAAUGUAAAUUAAUACACAUUAAUAUCCAAGCAUUAUAAUAUCCACUUUCUGCCUUGCGUAAAGUUUGCUGGAUAGUCUAUAUGCUUCCCCAUGGGGUAAAUUCUACCUGCAGUUCUCUCUAGACAUUUAUUUCAUGCUCAUGAGCAUGGCUUCUGAGUACCUAUGUGGGCACAAUGCCCAGAAAUAUAUCUGGAAGUUCUAGCACUAAUAAUACCUAACAUUCAUAUAAUAGCUUACAUGUUCAGUGUAGUGAUAUACAAACGUUAAGUCCUCUCUAAUGUAGGUAGGUAUCGUUAUUCCUAUUUUAUACACAGGCAAACUGACACAGAGAGGUGAAGCAAAUUGCCUAUACAGUUAAUCAGCAACAGAGCCAGGAUUAGAAUUUGGACGAUUCUGAUUCCCAAACCAGUGUUCAUUCAGCUGAUUUCUUGUACAUGUAAUUAAUGGGAGUCUUGCAUGCAUAUUCAAGGGCAGAAUUUAACCCUUAAGAAAGUUGUCUGAGAACCACUAAAAAAUCUUUAACUACAGUAUAGUAGCUUGACUUGCAGCAUUUUAUCACUCUUACAUUUGCUGUAUUAUUUUUAACUCCAGAUGUUUUGGUCACCAUUGAGAAUUUGACCACUUAAUCUAUAUCUGUUACAAAAUGUUAUGUCUGGGAUGUAAAUUGUAUUGGCAUCAUCAUUUCAAACUAAUAUGAAGGAAUAAAAUGUGAUUUACAUGCUUAAUGUUUUGUGAAUUUGGACUACAGUGUGUUUCAAGUGCAUAUGUGAAAAUUGUUUAUUUUUCUAUAAUUCUAUGAGAUUAAUAUUGUUUAGUGUAUCCAAAAUUUGUGAUUAGUGCUGCCAUUUAAUUUGACUUGCCUAUGGAGACAGUGUUACUCAAUAUUUAAGCUUCUCAGGUUCUGUAGUUCAUUUAAAUCAAUAGUAACUAAAAAAACUAGUUGUGCAUAACUCUUGAAUAAAGUGAUUGUCUAUUUUCUAUAAAGCAUUGUGUCAUUUGCAUGCAGUUUUUGUGUAAGGCAUGGUGAUAGAAACUGUAACUAUUUUUAGUGACAACAGAACUGCAAUGCAACCACCAGAGUUACUGGCAUUGUACCUAUCAACUUCAGACUGAAUAAAACCCAAUAAAAUUAUGAAUGCUG
Messenger RNA from Gopherus flavomarginatus (Mexican gopher tortoise), 9209 nucleotides. RefSeq names its product purinergic receptor P2Y1 (gene P2RY1). Gene Ontology annotation, molecular function: G protein-coupled ADP receptor activity; A1 adenosine receptor binding; ATP binding. The coding region runs from base 1492 to 2583 and encodes 363 amino acids. Gene Ontology annotation, cellular component: plasma membrane. Gene Ontology annotation, biological process: relaxation of muscle; platelet activation; phospholipase C-activating G protein-coupled receptor signaling pathway. The transcript is spliced from 2 exons. Lineage: Eukaryota; Metazoa; Chordata; Testudines; Testudinidae. The record is from RefSeq and is a predicted model, not a curated record.